Molecule: messenger RNA, 1302 nt
Organism: Dalotia coriaria
Lineage: Eukaryota; Metazoa; Arthropoda; Insecta; Coleoptera; Staphylinidae
Product: glyoxylate/hydroxypyruvate reductase A-like
Exons: 4
Coding region: 275-1270 (331 amino acids)
Molecular function (GO): NAD binding
Source: RefSeq, a predicted model, not a curated record
ACUACUUUCACCUUCAUCCAGCUGCAUGUUACACAGAACUUAAGAUUUUCUUUUGAAGUUAAGGAAAAAAUCAUGUUUUUAGUUUAAUUAUAAAGUGUUUUUGUUUGUAACCACUUGAUGCAUACAUUAAAAACCGUUCGUUAGUGAUUGUUUCCCACUGAACUUAGGUGAACUAGACGGUAACAAAGUCCAAUUAUCGAUUAUAUAACGUGUUUAUGCUGAUACAUCAUAAAAACUUUUGAAAACAUUUGUAAAUUUUUACAUCAUUUCAAAUAUGAAACCAAUUAAUGUAGGUGUUCUUUCUAAAAUCCCAAACCUAUUGCGAGAACUGCAAGUGAAACUAACCUCUGAUUCACUAUUAAACCUAGCAAGAGUUACUGCAAUUAACAACUGUGGAAAUUCCAAAAAUGAUUUUAAAGAUAUAGACGUAAUUGUUGCUGAUUAUGAUUUAGUAGGGCCGCAUUUAUACACCUUGGAAAAUGUUAAGUUUAUACAAGGUACCUGGGCGGGUAUUGAUGCUUUACUUCCGCAUAUUAAACCGGAAUUGAAAUUAAAUGUACCGAUAUUUCGGUUUUCCGGCAACCAUUUUGGAAAAAUCAUUUCCGAGUAUGUUGUUGCAUGCAUUGUUAAUCACGAAAGGGACUUUUUUAAAGUGCAUGAUAAUCAAUGCGGGAAGAAAUGGUCACAAGAAGGGAAAAUUCACACUUACAGAACAAUUUAUGAUAUGACCAUUGGUGUGAUGGGUGUGGGCCAAAUUGGCAGUAGAUUGAUACAGACUUUAAAAUUUAUGGGUGCCAAUGUCCGUGCUCUUGGUCGUCGGUCUACUAUUGAUAAGAAUGAAUUUCAUUUCGUUGAUGAAUAUUUCCAAUCAACUGAGUUGAGUGCAUUCCUGGGAAAAUGUGAUUAUAUCGUUAAUACUUUGCCGAAUACAGCAGAAACACGAGGGUUGCUUAAUCAUCCAAAGUUAGAAGCUUGCAGAGAUAAAAGUCCUGUUUUUAUUAACGUCGGUCGAGGAGGAAUCAUCUCCGAUGAAUCUUUAUUCCAAGCAAUAGAUAACAAUUUGUUGUCACACGCGUAUUUAGACGUUUUCAAUCAAGAACCGUUGCCGGAACAACAUUUAUUUUGGACAUCACCAAUGAUUAAAAUUACUCCACAUGUGGCAGCUACGAGUCGACCACAAGACAUCGCCGAGCAAUUCAUAGAAAACUUUAACUUAUUUCAUAAAAAUGAAGUUGUGCCUUCCAUGUUAGAUUUUUCUAAGGGAUAUUAAUUGAUGUACAAAAUAUAUUUUUAUAUCUCCAA